Penaeus vannamei (Pacific white shrimp) is the source of this 392-nucleotide messenger RNA. The record is from RefSeq and is a predicted model, not a curated record. Lineage: Eukaryota; Metazoa; Arthropoda; Malacostraca; Decapoda; Penaeidae.
AGUCGGCUAUAAAGGCAGCUACCAAGGUUCUAAACACGUCACAGGCUGUAAAAUCUAAUACUGGUGUUGCAAAUAAGUUGACAGGAAAUUCAGUACCAACGAAGACAAGGGUACCAUUCACCAGUCGGUGGUCAUCUGCAGGAGUUUCAACGGUAGUGUUAGGACUUCUUGCUGUCCCUGUUAUAGUGCUGACAACACUGACCCUCAUCAUACGAGCAAGGCGGAGCGUGCUUGGCAUUAAAGGGAAACAUGAAAAUGGCUUGAAUCUAGGCUCUCUGCUCAAUAAACAUCACGGCUUUGAAAAGGUUGCAACGGAAGACCUGGAUCAUGAUGCUCCAGACUCGGAUGAUUCAGAUAUAGAAGAAUUUUCACAAGUUGCAACAAGAGCAUGA